GCCAGAGGAAGAGCCCUGGGUCCCGCGUCUGAGCCGGUCUCACCGCUUGCCCGGGCCCCACGUUCACUGUCCAAGCCAAGGAAUGGAACUCAGCCUCUGAAAUCCAGCGUGCUGACAGGGGGGUCUCGUCAGUGUCGGUGCCAUUGGAACAGGAAAGCCAGAGAUGGACCUUGUGAGACUUGCCCGGCUCUUCUCCAGCCCUUGCCCUGUGAGACUGUCUAUCCUCCAACAUCUCAACCCACUUGGAGCCCAAUGGGCAGGAGGCAGGGAGUGGCUUGCCAUGUGGCAGACCUGGCCAGUGUCAGCCUUCAGUAGUUUUUCCUGCCAACUGCCACCAGGCCAAGGGAACCAGAAGAACAUGAGCAGCCUGCCCUCCAACCCAAGCCAGCCCAGCUCCAUGGACCCUCAGGAGGAAGAGGAGGAGGAAAGUUUUGGAACCCUCUCCAACAAGUACUCUUCUCGGAGAUUAUUUCGCAAAUCAACAGCUCAGUUGUAUAACCUGCAACUAAGGGAACAAAAUGCUGAGGAAGAUGAGGAAGGUAAACUGGAGCCAAAAUCCUGGCAGGGUCGGAAGAACACGCCAUACUGGUAUUUCUUUCAGUGCAAACGCCUGAUCAAGGAAGGAAAGCUGGCCGAGGCUCUGGAGCUGUUUGAAAGGCAGAUGCUGAAAGAGGAGCGACUGCAGCCACUUGAAUGCAACUACACAGUGCUGAUCGGGGGCUGCGGGCGAGCAGGCUACCUAAAGAAGGCCUUCCGGCUCUACAAUGACAUGAAGAAGCGAGACCUGGAGCCCUCUGAUGCCACAUACACAGCCCUGUUCAAUGUCUGUGCUGAGUCCCCCUGGAAGGACUCAGCUCUGCAGAGUGCCCUGAAGCUCCAACAGCAGCUUCGGGCCAAAAACUUCCAGCUCAAUCUAAAAACAUACCAUGCCCUGCUGAAGGUGGCCGCCAAGUGUGCAGACCUGAGGAUGUGCCUCGAUGUAUUCAAGGAAAUCGUCUACAAGGGCCACGUGGUCACAGAGGAGACCUUCAAUUUCCUGCUUAUGGGUUGCAUCCAGGACAAGAAGACUGGCUUCCGACAUGCUCUACAGGUGUGGAGACAGAUGCUGAGUCUGGGGAUCAAGCCAAACCGGCAUGGCUAUAACCUGCUCUUGGGGGCAGCUCGAGACUGUGGCCUGGGAGACCCAGAGGUGGCCUCCAGGCUGCUCUUGAGGUCCAGCGAGGAGAUGGUCCUGCUUCCGCACCAGGAAGGCAAGCAGCGGGCAGGGAAGAGAGACCCACCCAGGGCAGGUGGUGGCACAUCAGCAAGACUGCUUGUGGAGGCCCUGGAGAGGCAACUCUGCAUGGAACUUUCUCCAGCACUUGAGGUUCCUCCGGAGCCUUUGAAGUCUACAGUGUCUGAUAAGGCCCAACCUGAGGUGGAAACCAACAAAGAGACCAGCCAUACUGCAGCCCUUACCCUCAGGCCCCCAAAGCCACUUCCCUUAGAACUGGAGGUCAACCUCCUGGCCCUUGGGGCUGUCUCCCCAGCUGUAGUCUCACUUGGGGCAGUGACCACCCCUGCUGACAGGCUGGUCUUGAUGGGGGGCCUGGAAGGCUUCCUAGGCAAGAUGGCUGAGCAUGGGCUGCGGCCCAACAUCAAGACUCUCACGCUGCUGGCUGAGGUGGUAGAGCCUGGGAGCCCUGCAGAGUCCUCACUGCUGACCAUCCUGGAUAGGCACCAGGUGGAGGCCGAUGUGACAUUUUUCAACACACUAAUGAGGAAGAAGAGCAAGCUGGGGGACCUGGAGGGGGCAAAGGCACUCUUGCCAGUCCUGGCGAAGAGGGGACUCAUCCCCAAUCUGCACACGUUCUGCAACCUGGCCAUUGGGUGUCACAGGCACACGGAUGGUCUGCAGCUGCUGGCAGACAUGAAGAAAUCCCAUAUGAUCCCAAACACCUACAUCUACAGCACCCUCAUCAAUGCAGCCCUUAAGAAGUUGGACUACAGCUAUCUCAUCGACAUCCUGAAGGACAUGAAGCACAGCAGAGUUCCAGUGAAUGAAGUGGUCAUCCGCCAACUGGAGUUUGCAGCCGAGUACCCACCCACCUUUGACCGGUACCAAGGGAAGAACACCUACUUGGAGAAGAUUGAUGGCUUCCGAGCUUAUUACAAACAGUGGCUGAAAGUGAUGCCAGCAGAGGAAACCACCCACCCCUGGCAGGUGUUCCGGACCAAACCCAAAGGAGACCAGGACACCGCCAGAGACAUUGGUACAGACAGAAGCUUUGAGGGCAGGUGAUAAGGGCACAUGGCUGGCACAAAAUGUGUGGACUUUUCAGUGCCUGGUGGGAGUCUCAGCGUGCUGCUAUUGGUUUGAGGACAUCUGUCAGGCCCAGGUGCUCUGACUGAACCUCAGGGACAAAAAGUCCCCAGGGCCAGGCCUGGCACUCUUCUAGGUUCUGUGGCUUAUUGCCCUGAAAGAAUGCAAGACUCAAGAGGCCUAAAGACUUUAUUAUUACAAAUCACAGCUGGUGGACACCAAACCUUCACCUGAAGAGAUCACACUCCAACUAGGGCCCAGAGCGCUGCUCCAAAAAGAGCUGCUCCCGGGGUCCAAAGUCCACGAUGGAGAAGCCUCAGGGCCAGAUGGCCUUAGCCAGAGCAGCCUCUGCAGCCGCAGUGCGUGCACUCGAUGAUGCGACCCUGCAACAGAGGACAGCUGACCAUGAGACACCAUGUCCAGUGCCACGUACCCCUGCAGCUCCCACACAGUGGCCUCCAAGUAGGAUGCCAGUGGGACUUCCUGCAGUAUACCUCUCAAAA
Molecule: messenger RNA, 2805 nt
Organism: Cavia porcellus (domestic guinea pig)
Lineage: Eukaryota; Metazoa; Chordata; Mammalia; Rodentia; Caviidae
Gene: Ptcd1
Product: pentatricopeptide repeat domain 1
Exons: 9
Coding region: 164-2281 (705 amino acids)
Biological process (GO): tRNA 3'-end processing
Cellular component (GO): mitochondrial matrix
Molecular function (GO): protein binding; tRNA binding
Source: RefSeq, a predicted model, not a curated record